UGCUCUCUUCCAUGUUUGUUCUUUCUCCCCCUCUAGAAGGCAUUGGAUCAAGCUUUGACAAGCAGUGGUUCCUGGGGACCAAGCUCAGCUCUCAGCAACAAGCGAUGUGCACGGAUGUUAAACAAAGGUAUCCAAGCAGGAGACUUGGAGAUUGUGAAUGGUGCAACGAAGAAAAACACUCGAGAUGUUGGUGUGACUUUCCCUACCCCAAGAUCCAUCCAGUCAAAUCAACGGCCGCGGGAUCCCUGGCAUCGUGUCGAUGGUAUUUUUGGAGAGUCAGAUGGUAUGGUCACAGAUCACCAGGCAGCAGGAAGCAAGGGUAAGCAGAAGGGACAGCCAGGCAGUUUUUUCAUGGAGAAAAGGACAAAAAGGAGCAGACUGCAUUUACCACAACAAGGGAUUUCAUGGUUUGUCCAAGCAGAGGAUUUGAGGUUUGAAUCUAGGAAAGAAAACUGUUCCAAUUCCAUCCCUGGUCCUGGUUCAUCUUGGUUUGAACCCUUCACCACCACGAAGCCCUGGAGAGAGCCUCUGAGAGAGAAGAACUUUCAAGAGCAGCAGUGCAGCAAAGUGACUCAGCUUGCAGCUCCAGAAAGAGAUGCUGAGACCAGGCCCAUCCAGCCACUGGUGAAGCUUACGCUGCAGGAGGCUCUUGCAGUGCAUCGCCCUGAUUUCAUCUCCCGCUCCGGUGAGCGCGUGAAGCACCUGAAGCUUUUAAUGGAGGAGAGGAGAAUGCAGAGCGUGCUGCAGUCUGAACCAGAAGAGCUUUUUAAUCCUCCAGAGAAAAGGAAGGGCUACAGGAAUGCAAGUCAUGUGCUGGCUGACAGAGGUUAUCUGAUUAAAGAAAAGAGAAGAGCAAUUCCAAAGAGUGAGAUGGUUCAAAGAUCUAAACGGAUCUAUGAGCAGCUGCCAGAGGUGCAGAAGAAGCGAGAGGAAGAAAAAAGAAAAUCUGAGUACAACUCAUAUCGCCUGAAAGCACAGCUGUACAAAAUGAAAAUCACCAACCGUGUCUUAGGGAGGAAGGUACCCUGGAACUGAUAAGGAUCUCCUCUUCAAAUAAAGGCGUGCUGUGCUUAGCAAACCUGCAGAGAGAUUGAUGUGAAAUAGAUAAGGCAGCAAAUAUGGUGCAACACAUGCUUUGUGGAAUUCAGUUACAUCUAUCUGCACUAAUACAAUCUUGCCAUAUUUAUAAGAUACUAAAAGAUCAGUGAUUUGAUGCAAAAGACAGGUUUUUAAAUACAUGAUGGCUGUGUGUAGUGGUGGUGUGCACUUCCAAAGCAAAUAUAGUUUUAGGAAGUACUUGGCUCAUAAUAUAUUUAUAAUUAUGUGAUUGAAAUAGCAGUUUUAUAUGUAUUUUAAAUAGCUUUUAACAGGGAUUUAUUU
This is a messenger RNA of Lagopus leucura (white-tailed ptarmigan), 1380 nucleotides long. Its product is annotated as Alstrom syndrome protein 1-like. NCBI's taxonomy places the organism in Eukaryota, Metazoa, Chordata, Aves, Galliformes, Phasianidae. The record is from RefSeq and is a predicted model, not a curated record. The transcript has 7 exons. Gene Ontology annotation, biological process: regulation of centriole replication. Bases 115 to 1035 code for a protein of 306 amino acids. Gene Ontology annotation, cellular component: cytosol; centriole; centrosome.